AUGAGCAGCUAUUUGCGGUCCGAGUUUGAGUCAGUAAAAGUGGCAGAUGUGCCGUUUCACGUCGAGUACUUCAACGUGAUUAAAGGCUACGCCGAUCAGGGAAGAACUGCUUUUGUAAGUUUCUACACUUAAACUAACAGUAUUAACUUCCUGAUACGCAAUACCCUUAUCAAAUUAAUAAAAAUUCAGAUUAAUGCCGAGACAGGCGAGUCAAAAUCCUAUCAAGACUUGUUAAAUGCCAGUUACUGCGUGAACGCCUAUUUGAAAAGUAUUGGGUUUGGCUACAAAGACAUCGCUGGGGCCGUUCUACAGAAUUGCUGGGAGUUCGCAGCUCUAUACCUUGGUACAGUAUCUCGUGGAGGAUGUUUCAGUGGCGCUAGUCCUCUUUUUACAGAAGGUAAGGUUAUUAUGAACAGGUAGACUUCACAAAGUACAGAUUCAACGAUAACAAAAGGAAGCACAAUCUUUAAACCUAACUUAUCAAGCUUUUAGUGGAAUUGAGCCAACAGUUCAACGAUGCCAAGUGCAAAGUCAUUUUAUGUAUGGAGUAUUCACUAGAACUUGCACUCAAAACCAGAAAUGACUGCCCGUUAGUGAAAGUAACUGAUUAUUUUUAUUUCAAAAACCAAUUACUUUCAGCAUAUCAUCGUUGUUGACUCAGAAGCCAAAAAAUUGCCGCAUAAUGUAGUAACACUUGAUUAUAUUCUGUCUAUGAACCCGCUCACUCACGAGAUGUACACAAAUGUAGAUGUAGAAAACGACAUGAUCUUACUGCCUUAUUCAAGCGGGACUACUGGUGCACCAAAAGGAGUUAUGUUAACUCACAGAUGUUUUGGCACACUUGUGCGAAGUGUAGACAAGUAAGUAUUUCCAGAACCCUGGCAUGAUACAAAAAAGCAAUUUUCAAUAACAAACACUUUCAGAAUUCUCAACGAACAAAUGCUUGGCAAAAUGGAUGCAAACUGGGACUUCGCCAAGGAAAACCUCAUCUGUGUCCUGCCUUUCUACCAUAUCUACGGGUUUGGAAUGCUGUGGACUUUCCUUCGGAAUGGAGCCAAAUGUGUUGUCAUAAGGAAAUACAACCCAGAAAUACUGUUCGAUUCGAUUCAAAAGUACAAAGUUAGAUUCAUCUGUUUAGUACCACCUAUUCUUGUAUUCAUGUCUCGGUCUGAUCUGAUGAAGAAGUUCGACCUCAGCUCAUUAGUCUUCGUAAUGACAGGAGCAGCGCCAGUAGGAAAAGAACUGUGUGACACCUUGAAGAAGAAGUUCCCAAGUAUCAAGCAAAUUGCACAAGGUGAGAACAAGCUCUUAAAAGUAAUGCGAAUUGUUUUUAAAAUAUUGAUCUAUAACAAUUCAACUUUAGCCUACGGAAUGACAGAAACAAGUAUGGCUUCCCAUUUGCCAGUGUUCGGCCGCGACAACCCUGCAGCCUCUGGAUUCUUAAUUCCCAACUUCGAAAUGAAGAUAGUCGAUCAAGACACGAACGAAAUAGUACCAUUAGGCAAAGUAGGAGAGAUCUUAGUACGCUCACCAACAAUCAUGCUCGGCUACUUCAACCGUCCCAAGGCUACAGCAGACACAAUCGAGAAAGACGGAUGGCUACACACUGGUGAUCUCGGUUACCUCACUCCAGAUGGAUGGACUUUCAUCGUGGAUCGAUGCAAAGACCUCAUCAAGGUAAAAGGUCUUCAAGUGGCACCUGCCGAGCUCGAAGACAUUCUCUUAUCUCACGAAAAAGUCAGAGAUUCAGCAGUUAUCGGAAUACCACACGCCGAAUUUGGUGAAGUUCCCAAGGCGUUCGUGGUCAAGAAACACAACUCAGUGACUGCAGCAGAGUUGGACAAAUACGUACUUGGUAAGCGUGUUUUUACGACUAAUUGUUAAGAUUCUCAUCUUUUUAGCCUAGCUGUUUACAAAAACCACCGUAUUAAUAUAACUUAGCCCACCACAACGCAGAAUCAAACAAGACUUUCAGAAAAAUGUGCUCCUUAUAAACGACUACUCGGUGGUAUCGUGUUUAUCGAUGAGAUUCCCAAAAGUCCCUCUGGCAAAAUACUCCGCCGUUCUUUAAAAGAUUACAAGCCAAAGUUGUAA
Messenger RNA from Bursaphelenchus okinawaensis, 2094 nucleotides. NCBI's taxonomy places the organism in Eukaryota, Metazoa, Nematoda, Chromadorea, Rhabditida, Aphelenchoididae. The record is from the annotation of a GenBank genome assembly.